CGGACCUCUUGUCUUUUACUACACCCUGAAGGCCUGACUAUUAUUACUAAAGCUGUCACCUUAUCUGUGGAAGCCCCAUUCAGUCCCCCUCUGGCUGCGCGCUCUGCGGCAUUUCUAGAUAUAAGAAGUGUCACAUCCGGUAUCCAUUUGCUUUUACACCCCCCACCAUGCGCUUUUCACGGGUAUCGCUCAUUCUUGCCGCAGGGUCCACUAUUAUACCAUCCGUCAGUGCAUGGGGAGCAGUAGGUCAUGAAAUCAUCGCGACAGUCGCUCAGAUGCAUCUGCAUCCUUCGGUCAUGCCCAUCCUGUGUGACAUCUUGCAUUAUAAAGGGAACUGCCAUCUCGCUCCGGUCGCUGCCUGGGCAGACAGGAUCCGUGGUUUGCCACAGUACAGGUGGACAGGCCCCCUGCACUACAUCGGCGCAACGGAUGACUAUCCUAGUGAGACUUGCGCUUUUCCAGGAGAGAGAGGCUGGGAGGGUAGAAGGAAUAUCAAUGUGCUUAGCGGCAUAAGGAACACCACAAAUACUCUGGAGGAUUACAUGGGCCUGCGCAAAGCAGGCUUGACCACUGAGAGCGAUGAAGAUGCAGCGCAGGUUGCACUCAAGUUUCUCAUUCACUUCGUUGGGGAUAUGCACAUGCCAUUGCACCUCACAGGACGUGACCGAGGAGGGAACGGAAUCAAAGUCUCAUUCGACAAGCGUGUAACAAACCUUCACUCCCUGUGGGACGGCCUCCUCAUAGCCAAAAGAAUUCGCACAAUACCCUCCAAUUAUACUCGCCCUUUGCCACUUCCUGACGUCGAGAGUCACCUUCGGGGCACCAUCUACGACCCUUAUAUCCGUCGUGUUGUCUGGGAAGGCAUUACGGGCAAGUACGAGGACGAGCUCGACUCGUGGCUUACGUGUCCCGCCGAACCCUCUGUCCAACCCCUGCAAACUCACUGGGAACAAUGGCUAUCUUGGACUUUUGGGCGUCGCAUAGGGUCUUGGAUUGUGGGGUCGCAUCUUACAGACGGGGGUUUGAACACCGACGAUGAAACAUUGUGCCCAUACCAUUGGGCAGCUCCCAUUCACGCUCUGAACUGCCAGAUCGUGUUCCCGAAGGCAUUAGAUGAACCGCCAUACAACCACAUUUCCUUCUCUAGAAGUACCGAUGAUCAUGCCUGCAACUCAUCCAAUCAAAGUCUUGAAGUCCACUGGCUUUCUAGGCCGAGGAAGAAUCCAUACCUCGAACUCGACACGCCCCAGUAUUCCGGGGUAAUCGAGGAUGCAUGGAUUGUUGAGAAGUUGAUGUCUCAGGGUGGUAUUAGGCUUGCUGCUGUUCUCAAUUGGCUCUUCGCAGAUAUGGAUGACGCGACCCGUUUGAAUAGAACUUAUAUCUUGUAAUUUUAUGCGUAACUUGUACUACAUAUUAUAGAACACGCCCCACGAUAGUCAGUCAUAUGCAAGACAUAAUAUAUUU
Suillus plorans is the source of this 1464-nucleotide messenger RNA. Its product is annotated as phospholipase C/P1 nuclease domain-containing protein. The record is from RefSeq and is a predicted model, not a curated record. Bases 168 to 1388 code for a protein of 406 amino acids. Gene Ontology annotation, biological process: DNA catabolic process. NCBI's taxonomy places the organism in Eukaryota, Fungi, Basidiomycota, Agaricomycetes, Boletales, Suillaceae. The transcript has 3 exons. Gene Ontology annotation, molecular function: endonuclease activity; nucleic acid binding.